AUGGCGACGGAAGCGAGGUCCGUUGCUCGCGCCCUGCGGCGGCCGCUGCAGCCACGGGACUCCAAUGUCGCCUCCCCUCUGGUCGCCGUCGCCGGGAAGGCGAAGGCCAAGGCCAGGACGAGGCUGGCGGCGGCCACGCCCGCGUCACCACCGUCGGUCAAGUCGUACAUGAAGAAGCCUGAGAGCAGGGUGGAGCUGAAAGAGGUGUCGCUGGCGGAGGAGCUGGAGAAGGCGCGGGAGCGCCGGGGGCGGCUGCGGGUGGCGAGGCAGCUGACGGAUCGCGUCUUGGAUGAGCGCGACGAGGCACUGCGAUGGGAGGUGAGGGAAUGGGAGCGGAGAGCCGAUGAGCAGAGGCGGCUGGUUGCAGAGCUCAUGCGGCUCAUUGGGAUGCCCGAGGUAUACACUCCAGUGGAGUCUCUGAGAUCCAAGGAGGAGAGGAAGAGAAAGGACGAGAUUUCACAUUCGGGUUCAGUGGGUUCAGCGUCUACGGCUUCAUCAUUACAGGAAGAAGUUGGAGUGAAUUCGUGUGUCCAAGAAUUGGAGGCACCAGAGACAACAGCCACGCCGGCAACAACAUCAGUCAACACCUUUUGA
Messenger RNA from Lolium rigidum, 594 nucleotides. RefSeq lists its product as uncharacterized. The coding region runs from base 1 to 594 and encodes 197 amino acids. NCBI's taxonomy places the organism in Eukaryota, Viridiplantae, Streptophyta, Magnoliopsida, Poales, Poaceae. The transcript has 3 exons. The record is from RefSeq and is a predicted model, not a curated record.